GUUCCUACCUGCACCUGUAACAGCGGUUGCCGCCUCCUGGUUUUGGUGUGUGGUUUGUUUGUUUUUCCCCUCCCCUCUGCCCUAGAGUUCUGGUUUCUCCAAUCAUUUUGGCGAAUAACCAACAGGUGGGCAGAUGUCUUUUCUCGCGCCAAGUGGGCAGCCAACGCUUCAUCUCCCAGCGGCUCUCGGGAUACAUUAGCAGUAAAGAGGGUCGUGCCCAAGAAUGAAAGGCUACUAACCAGGAAAGCCUGCCUGGCAUUCACCUGGGGAGCGAGCCUGGCAUCCACUCGCCGCGGUGCCUUCUUGUCGGAGUACACAGCACUGCAAGCCUCCAGCCACCGCCGCCGCCUCAGCAGCAAGCCGAAGUUGAAAGCGAGCGUCCUGGAAGAUCAGCAGCUGCAUUUAGCUAGGGUGUGGAGUUUUGAGUAACACACCUUCCAGAAAGAAGCCUGGUCUCCUCCAGACGGAGCAGAGCGACGCCACGUCCGGGCUUCUAAUUUGCUACCAGCUAGCGAUCUCUUGGCGGCCCGCGCAGCGCGAACUCGGAGGUCAGAAGAAGCCGGAGCAGCACCGGACCCUGCAGGGCUUCCAGCCAGCAGGCCUCUGGUGAGAGCCAUUGAAGGUGCCGCUCGAGCGCCGGAGACCAAAGGGAGAGAGGUGCCGCAGCUGAGGCGCUACCGCACCUGGGUCGCCCAGGGUCCUUGGGCGACUGGCCAUGGCCGAUAGCGGCGGCACCGGCAGCUCCAGCUCCUGGUGGAAAUCGCUCACUAACAGCCGGAAGAAAAGCAAGGAAGCAACCGUGGGGACACUGCCACCGGCUCAGUCUACCCCCGGGGAGCCCGCCCCGCCCGGCCCGGACUGGAAUAGUAGCUCCCGGGAGAACCAGCACCCGAAUCUCUUUGGAGGCGCCAACGAGCCCCACAAACCAGACAAGUUGUGCGGAGAGAAAUCAGGCAACAGUCGUAGAAAUUUGAAGAUCUCGCGUUCGGGUCGCUUUAAGGAGAAGAGGAAAGUGCGCGCCACUCUGCUCCCUGAAGGAGUCAGGUCUCCAGAGGAGGCGGGGUUCCCUGGUGACCCCCAAGAGGACAAGCAAUAAGCGGUGGCUGCUUAAAAUUGUCUCUCUUCCUCACCUCAUCCCAACCCUUUCCCAACUAUCCAUCCCCUCCCCGUUCUAAACCUGGGAUUUUUGACAGUCUCCUGUACUUGGUGUCUAAUUUCACCAAAUUCAGACUAUUCGCAUAAGCCUUCCACCAGUUUUAUUUUCCUGGAAAUCAAAGCCUCAACUGAGUUUUCAGCAUUCCAGAACUCAAGGAUGCAUUAACUGUUUGUGGUAUGAGAAGAUCUUGCCACAGCAGAAGUUGGCAUCAUCGUUUUGUUUUGUUUUGUUUUGUUUUUUGUUUUGUUUUCCUUUCAGAAAGCUCUUCCGUGACUUUCAUGGGUUGUAUAAUUUGUGGGAAUGAGGCUUGUUUCCUAAGAGAUGGUAGCUCAACUGGAACUUCGCAGCCCCUCGAAUCAGGAAGAAAUUCUCUGAUUCAGGCCACUUUAUUGCGAAGCAAAUCACAGCGCUGUUUUCAAUGCCUGAAAAAUGCACUUUAGAAGUACUUCGGUAGGAUUUUAUACCUUAAGGGAAGGGCUGGGAGACAGCUGAAGCUUUCUUAAGUAGAAUUUAAGUAAGGCAAGGUUGCCUUUAGUGUUGAACUACAA
This is a messenger RNA of Condylura cristata (star-nosed mole), 1704 nucleotides long. It is a transcript of the gene PRR15, whose product is annotated as proline rich 15. The record is from RefSeq and is a predicted model, not a curated record. The transcript is spliced from 2 exons. Lineage: Eukaryota; Metazoa; Chordata; Mammalia; Eulipotyphla; Talpidae. The coding region runs from base 716 to 1096 and encodes 126 amino acids.